Messenger RNA from Anneissia japonica, 1077 nucleotides. RefSeq lists its product as uncharacterized. NCBI's taxonomy places the organism in Eukaryota, Metazoa, Echinodermata, Crinoidea, Comatulida, Comatulidae. The record is from RefSeq and is a predicted model, not a curated record. The transcript has a single exon. Bases 1 to 1077 code for a protein of 358 amino acids.
AUGAACUGGCACCAUGAAAAUGUAAGACCGUUUCAAAUCAUGCAUCCCCUGCUUGGUUCACCAAAUUGUAGGAUAGCUAAACAAGCAAGACGUAAAGCUGAGCGGAAAUGGCUGAAAUCUCAAGAUAAUUGUGAUUUCGCCGAGUAUAAGAUUCAAUGCAAAAUUUACCACCGUACGCUUGAAGAUACUCGGGUUUCUUACCUCCAGUCUAAGAUCGACGGAUGUGGACAUGAUCAGAGAGCUCUGUUCAAACUUGCCAACAAGCUACUUGGUAGGACAACCGUGGAAAAUUUACCACCAUCAUCCAGUAAGCUUCAGUUGGCUACUGACUUUAACACAUUUUUCGUUGAUAAAAUCAAACGUCUGCGUCAGAGUAUCUCUAUCAAAUCUAAAGUUUCAUCUUUCACGGCCGCAUCUCAUCCCUCAUGUCAUAUCACCAAACUUGAAAGCUUUGAGACAGUCAGUGAAGACACGGUUGCAAAACUUCUUAUAUGUAUGGCACCGAAAUUUUGUGAUUUGGAUCCUUUCCCUACCAAGAUUGUUCGUCAACUCAAUUGUGCUGUCUCAUUAUUUCGUUCUCUUGUCAAUUCGUCCCUAUCCUCCGGCAUUUUUCCUGACUUAAGAUUGGUUAAGUUUUUAAAUUCCAAUAAUUUAUUUUAUUCUUACCAGUCAGCCUUUAGAAAAUCACACAGUACGGAAUCUGCUGUAAUGAAAGUUAAUAAUGAUAUUUUGCAGGCCCUUGACAACGGAUACUGUACAUUAUCAGUGUACCUCAAUUUGUCCGCCGCGUUUGAUACCAUCGAUCACAGUAUCCUCAUUGAUCGACUUUCAGCUUUAGGGAUUUCUGGUACAGUAUUAACAUGGUUCAACUCUGACAAAAAAUCUAGACAACAGUCUGUUAGAGUGGAGUCAGCCAUUUCAGUUCCAGUCCCAGUGAAUUUUGGUGUUCCUCAAGGUUCUACCUUGGGGCCCAUUUUGUUCCUUAUUUACGUACGUCCUCUUGGUGACAUCAUUCAGAAACACAGUAUUAAAUAUCUCAUUUAUGCCGACGACACGCAAUUGUACACAUCUUUUUAA